This is a messenger RNA of Varroa destructor (honeybee mite), 4331 nucleotides long. It is a transcript of the gene GckIII, whose product is annotated as Germinal centre kinase III. Lineage: Eukaryota; Metazoa; Arthropoda; Arachnida; Mesostigmata; Varroidae. Gene Ontology annotation, molecular function: protein serine/threonine kinase activity; ATP binding. The record is from RefSeq and is a predicted model, not a curated record. Gene Ontology annotation, cellular component: cytoplasm. Gene Ontology annotation, biological process: protein phosphorylation.
GCGGAUAAUGCUGCGUCGGUUUGGGAGAAGUUGUCCAUGAAAAAUUUGUUAUACGCUGAGUCACAGCGUAAUGGCAGUGUAAGAACAUGAUUACUGCUAACCGCUGGGACGUUAAUGCGGCCUUCCUUUUGACGCCCUUCAUCCAGACGAUAAAUGACGAUCCGUUCUGCGCAAUAGCGAAAGAAAAUGAAUUUAAUGGAACGAAGAGUUUAAUUGAAAAUCGAAGUGACACUAUCCUGUACUCAGUUUCGAAGGUAGCUGAUAUGAGCUAAGCGAAGUCAUACCAGAGUUACGUUUAAUGAAUAUCAUCCAUUGCUCAUACGAACCAAUAACUGCAGUGAUCAAAAAAAAUAAACAUUUCGAAAUACAAUUUUACGCUGGCGCUUGAAACUACAAUGCCGCUUACUUACUUGAUUUGUGCACAUUUUAAAUCCUAACGGUAAAACGUCUUACACCUUAAUCGCAGACUGCGUGUGAUAGCGCAGCGGUUGAAAAAACGUUAUAUACUAUUUGUUAUUAUAUAUGAUUGAAAUACGCAUACAGCUAGCUGUGGACUUAUUCAAUUCAGUGCGUCGAAAGUAUUUCUAUGGCAGUUCAAAAGAUGUCUUUUAUCGAAUUUAGUAGCAGAAAACAACCGAAUUGACCUAGGAUGAGUUGCAGCAUCGCCGCUUUGUUUGAACAUGAUAUAAACAAAGGCAAUUAUGACGUUAUGAUUAGCUUGGCUCAUAGAACAGGGUCAGACGAAGCGAUCGGUUUAGUCAUUAUUCUCCAAUUGUUAAAAGGCCACGGAAGUCGCAUGAAUCAGGUCAACAUGUAUCGUACAUCUGCUGAAGUGAACGGGGAAACUAAGCACAAAGUGAGAGCCUUUGGGCGGCUGGGUAGGGCCCGGACUUGAGGAGGUGAAGGAAGAUGGCCUCGCUGGGAGCCGGGGGGGCCGACCCCGAGCUCCUUUUCAGCAAACAGGAGCGAAUCGGCAAAGGCUCAUUCGGCGAGGUGUUUAAGGGGAUCGAGCGAAGGAGCCAAAGGGUCGUGGCCAUCAAAAUCAUAGACCUCGAAGAGGCAGAGGACGAGAUUGAGGAUAUCCAGCAGGAGAUACAGGUUUUAUCGCAAUGCGAUUCAGCGUACGUGACCCGCUACUUCGGAUCGUACCUUCGGGCUUCUAAACUUUGGAUCAUAAUGGAAUAUCUCGGAGGUGGCAGCGCUCUCGACCUCAUGAAAGCCGCACGCUUCGAAGAACUACAUAUAGCCAUCAUUCUCCGGGAGGUGUUGAAAGGCUUGGAAUACUUGCACAAUGAGAGAAAGUUGCAUCGUGAUAUAAAGGCAGCAAACGUUCUGUUGUCGGAGCAGGGCGACGUAAAGUUGGCAGAUUUUGGCGUAGCAGGGCAACUCACAUCUACUACAUCAAAAAGAAAUACCUUUGUUGGAACACCCUUUUGGAUGGCGCCAGAGGUCAUUAAGCAGUCGGCGUACGAUGCAAAAGCUGACAUCUGGUCCUUGGGUAUCACAGCAAUCGAGCUAGCCAAGGGAGAACCGCCGAAUUCAGAACUGCAUCCCAUGCGGGUUCUGUUCCUUAUACCCAAGAAUAACCCACCACAGCUAACCGGCAACUAUACUAAACCAUUCAAGGAAUUCGUUGAGGCAUGCCUUAAUAAAGAACCUGAAAAUCGUCCUAGCGCUCGGGAUCUUCUCAAGCACCCGUUUGUGCGGAAGGCAAAGAAGAACUCAUAUCUAAUUGACCUCAUCGACAAGUAUAAGAUGUGGAGAGCAAACGGCGGCGAGAGUAACGUUGAUUCUGAUAAUGAUUCAGACAAUGGCAACGAGCACCAUCAUCCGCACUUCAACGGCGAUAGUGGAUCGGACGGCAAUGAUUUAGAUGCCGGUGGCACGUGGAAGUCCCUUCGCUGGGACUUAGGAACUAUCAAGAAUCCUGCACCUCCUACCAUAGCACCUGGUUCGCCCCUGGCAUCAUCUGAGCCCGCGUCAUCUGGUCCAUUGUUAGCGAAAACCGAACUUAAAACGAUUCAGCAACAACAUCAUGGCCAACGGGAAAAUGCCCCACCUCUACGAGAAUUACGAGAGAAUGGGCCCAACGGUACACGGAUCGGUAACCGACAUUCCGUAGGGAGUGGAAUGACUUCACCGGAUCGAGCGCCUUCAACUGGGCCUCUUGCAGCCCAUAGUACACAAGGCGCGCAUAGCCCAAUACAUUCGCCAUCAUCUGCUCUUCCGUUACGGUCACCUACGAGGCAGAAUUUACCUUCUGGUGAUAAAAUCGGCCCUCCCUCACUCGGUUCUCCUUUGAAGGGCGUUACUGGUGGAAGCCCUACUGGCGGACCUAGUGGUAACGGAAUAGUAUCGCAAGACAAGCCCAAGAUAAUGAUUUCGCCUGUUAAAGAAAAGCAGAUACCGCUGAUGACGAAGCUAGAUAGGGUAGACAGGGAAAGAAUCGAGCGAGAAAGAGAACGACUUGGCGCUCCUCCGGGAGCUCCUGUAACUUCUCCGGUGAAGGAGCGACCUAGCGAGAGAGCUAUUGCGUCGCCUGUACGUGAUAGAGACCACAGAGAGCGGGAUCGGCCGCUUGUAACGCCCCAAUCACAUUUAGCCACACCUUUACAUCCCACAAAGGGCGUGCCUCCACCCACCAAAACGUCAGUUCUAAGUGGGAAGGCAAUUGUGCCAAUUUUGUCAUCGAUAGAGCGUAGACAAAACACGUCUAAGACUGUACUAGAGGAGUUUCGGACGGAUCUCGAGCGCGCGGAACUGGCGUGUCCAGGCGUGAGCGGUCUAUUCCUCAAAGAAGUUCUUACUCGUCUUCUGCCGCCGCAUACUCCGGCCUACAAGAUUGACGAGCUGCUUUACAAUGUUCAACCCAUGUAGUAAAGGCAUCGGCGUUUUUGUGGCCGAGAUUAGAGGAAGCCGAGAUAUAGUAACAGCUAUCCAUUGACCACAACGAAUGAAUUUAGACGAUCCCGUCGAUCGAAGUUCCAGCGUGUCGUUUCCUCACCGUCGAAUCAGAGGUCACAUUAGUAUUUCGUUACGACAAAAAAAAGGUCGUGUUAAACGGUUAGAGAGGUACCCUAACGAUCAUGGUGGAAUAUCGAUGAAGAGACGAACUGGUGGCAUCGGAUGCAUGCUCGUAGAACAUAUGUAGAUAGUUUGAGCAGGUAAUUAGUACUGCUCGAUUAGGAAAGGCCGGAUUCAUUUACUAUGUGGGCUUUGAAAUCGUCAUUGAACGUACUGAACAGAAUCGCAUUGUGCACUGGCACUUUAACUUUAGAGUGUUAGAAAAUAUUUAAUUGUAAGAUACGUUGGAAAAAGCGAACCUUUUGUUGUGGCAGUGCGCAAAAGGGUUGUUCAUAUCGACAUAUUGUGUAGAGUGCUUUUUUGCAUUAGAAAAAAAGACAAAGGGGUUUGUUGGUUAUUUAUUCAAGACGGAAAGCUAACGUGAGGUACUAGUAGCAGCAGUCAAGCGAUAGGUUGAGGAAAAUCGUCGACGACGAAAAUCAGAGGUACGUUUCUGUUACAUGAGCCUGGUCACGCUAUGUCGCUGUGAUGCUCGCGAUCGUAAAUACGUAAUGUAAAUUAUUACAUAUUGCUAUUACAACGAGGGCACAUAAGCUGCUACGUAGUGGUGCACAACAUCACAAGAACAUAAAUUGUAAAGGAAAGAACGAAAUCAAUUAGAAAAUGUUGAUUGACUUUCCUUCAUUCUCGAAUCUUCUUUUAUUUAUAAACAAAAAAAAGGAGAGGGUGAACAACAACGAGCCGAGCGACAGAUGCUAACAAAGAAACACUAUUGAAUUUGUUAACUGUGGGUGUGAUUUCGCCAUUAUCGUAACUGUUACUGCUUUUGCUUUAGGUCAACACCAUGGCUAUGCAGGCAAUAGUGGCUCUGGUGGCGUGUAGCAUGUAACUUUUUGGGUGAUCGGAAGACAUAUUUUCGAGGGAGUGAGAAUCGAACAAAAGGCUCUAAGUAUUCGAUGAUGAUUCGAUAGUACGGUGACGAUUGCGCGCCAUUUUUGCAGAUAACGCUCGUUCCUGACCUCCUGACCGUAUGUAUGUAUAUGAUAAUAUAAGAUAUGUAAUAUUAUUGUUAUUUUUAUUCUCAUGGGGAGAUAGAAAACGAAUACCGGAUUAAAGUGAUGCAGCAAAAGAUCUAUGAACCGAGUGACGUCUAAUAAUGAGAAGGACGAUACUGAGACAUUGUAUGUAUCUAACCAUGAGCUAUCUAUUUUUGUAGCAUACUUUGGAGCAAACGUAGUCUGAGAGGCAGAGCAGAACGAAGAGCGCAAACUCAUUUGCUAUUGAUAUUCUGUAAGAACAAAAAAAAA